GCCGUCGACUUCGAUUGCAACACACAAUGUCGGCCCAACUCGUAUACCGCAGCCUGUGGCGAUCAACGCGCGUCGCGUUCGAAGGCGAUGCGAACAUGCUGUCUGCGGCGCGCGCCGAGGUGCGCAAGGCAUUCGAGAGCAACCGCCAUCUGAAGGCCGGCGGCGAGGACACCCAGGCGAAGCUCGCCCACGGAUCUGAAGUUGCCGCGUUUCUGAGGGAGAACGUGGUGCAGGGCGAGGCUCAGGAGGGCGACAACUACAAACUGCGGAUACACAAGGACACCGAGCGCGGGAACAACGAGGAUAUCAAGAAGAAUAUGGGCAAGACUACAUUGGGGAGCGGCAAAAAGUGCUGCUCGUCUUAAACUGCUUUCAAGCUGCCAAAUGUGAUACCCAUGCG
Messenger RNA from Boeremia exigua, 400 nucleotides. RefSeq lists its product as uncharacterized. The coding region runs from base 27 to 365 and encodes 112 amino acids. The record is from RefSeq and is a predicted model, not a curated record. Gene Ontology annotation, biological process: mitochondrial respiratory chain complex III assembly. NCBI's taxonomy places the organism in Eukaryota, Fungi, Ascomycota, Dothideomycetes, Pleosporales, Didymellaceae. The transcript has 3 exons.